AAAUCCUUUUCCUCUAGAUAGAGAGAUAUAGAGAGAGAGAAAGAAGAAGAAAGAAAGCUUUCAUUUUUAUUUCUUCCAAGUUUGCUUUUUUUUUUUCCCUAGAGUCAAAAAAAUCAAUCCAUCAUCUCUAUGCUCUGGUCGUCGUCGUCUUCUUCUUCUUCUUCUUCAUAGAUCUCUCUUUCUUCUUUCAUGAUCUGGUGAUAGUUUAGGUGUGUGUUGUGCAUCUGAGUUGGAAAAAGUCUUUUAGGAAGUGAGAUAUAAAACAUGUCUUCUCUUAGUAGAGAGCUCGUCUUCUUGAUCUUACAGUUUCUUGAUGAAGAGAAGUUUAAAGAGACUGUUCACAAGCUUGAACAAGAAUCUGGUUUUUUCUUCAAUAUGAAGUAUUUUGAGGAUGAGGUGCACAAUGGAAACUGGGAUGAGGUUGAGAAGUAUCUCUCUGGUUUCACAAAAGUUGAUGAUAACAGAUACUCUAUGAAGAUAUUCUUUGAGAUAAGAAAGCAGAAGUAUCUCGAGGCUUUGGAUAAGCAUGAUCGUCCCAAGGCUGUGGACAUACUAGUGAAGGAUUUAAAAGUGUUUUCAACUUUUAAUGAGGAGCUUUUCAAGGAAAUUACGCAGCUCUUGACAUUGGAGAACUUCCGGGAGAAUGAACAGUUGUCCAAGUAUGGGGACACCAAGUCUGCAAGAGCUAUCAUGUUGGUGGAACUCAAGAAGCUGAUUGAGGCGAACCCGUUGUUCCGUGAUAAAUUGCAGUUUCCUACUCUUAGAAACUCAAGGCUGAGGACUUUGAUCAACCAGAGCUUGAAUUGGCAACAUCAGCUUUGUAAAAAUCCAAGGCCAAAUCCAGAUAUAAAGACACUUUUUGUGGAUCACUCUUGUGGCCCUCCAAAUGGCGCACGGGCUCCAUCCCCUGUGAACAAUCCACUGCUUGGUGGAAUACCAAAAGCUGGAGGAUUUCCUCCUUUAGGCGCACACGGGCCAUUUCAACCAACGGCCUCACCCGUUCCAACGCCUCUUGCUGGUUGGAUGUCUAGUCCAUCCUCUGUCCCACAUCCAGCUGUCUCCGCAGGAGCCAUUGCCCUUGGUGGUCCAUCGAUCCCAGCGGCAUUGAAGCACCCGAGAACUCCUCCAACUAAUGCUGCUUUAGACUACCCAUCAGCGGAUUCUGAACAUGUCUCAAAAAGAACAAGGCCUAUGGGAAUCACUGAUGAGGUGAAUUUAGGUGUGAACAUGUUACCGAUGUCAUUUCCAGGGCAGGGCCAUGGUCAUACUUCAGCAGCUUUCAAAGCACCUGAUGACUUGCCUAAAACAGUCGCACGAACUUUGUCUCAGGGCUCAUCUCCCAUGAGCAUGGACUUUCAUCCAAUCAAACAGACUCUACUUCUAGUUGGUACAAAUGUAGGAGAUAUUGGGCUGUGGGAAGUUGGUUCUCGGGAAAGAUUAGUACAGAAGACCUUCAAAGUUUGGGACUUGAGUAAAUGUUCAAUGCCCUUACAGGCUGCUCUGGUGAAAGAACCUGUCGUUUCUGUCAACCGCGUGAUAUGGAGCCCUGACGGUUCCUUGUUUGGAGUUGCUUACUCUAGACAUAUUGUACAACUAUACUCUUAUCACGGAGGCGAAGACAUGAGGCAACACCUUGAGAUUGAUGCUCAUGUUGGUGGUGUGAAUGAUAUUUCCUUCUCGACUCCAAACAAGCAAUUAUGUGUAAUAACCUGCGGUGAUGACAAAACCAUAAAGGUCUGGGACGCUGCAACAGGUGUCAAAAGGCAUACCUUUGAAGGCCAUGAAGCUCCUGUUUAUUCUGUUUGUCCUCACUACAAGGAAAACAUUCAGUUCAUAUUUUCGACAGCUCUCGAUGGGAAAAUUAAGGCAUGGUUGUAUGAUAACAUGGGUUCUCGAGUUGACUAUGACGCACCUGGUCGCUGGUGUACUACAAUGGCUUAUAGUGCCGAUGGAACUAGGCUAUUCUCUUGUGGGACGAGUAAAGAUGGAGAGUCUUUCAUUGUUGAGUGGAAUGAAAGCGAAGGAGCUGUCAAAAGAACUUAUCAAGGGUUCCACAAGCGUUCUCUCGGUGUUGUGCAGUUUGAUACAACUAAAAACCGUUAUCUAGCUGCUGGUGAUGAUUACUCCAUUAAGUUCUGGGAUAUGGACACUGUACAGCUUUUAACUGCCAUUGAUGGCGAUGGAGGCCUCCAGGCAAGCCCGCGUAUCCGGUUUAACAAGGAAGGCUCUCUCCUGGCUGUGUCUGCUAACGAGAAUGUGAUCAAGGUUAUGGCAAACUCAGAUGGUCUAAGGCUAUUGCACACUUUUGAGAACAUUUCAUCUGAAUCCUCCAAGCCUGCAAUAAACAGCAUCGCAGCAGCAGCUGCAGCUGCUGCAACGAGUGCUGGACACGCAGAUCGAUCAGCCAAUGUAGUUUCCAUCCAAGGAAUGAAUGGCGAUUCGCGGAAUAUGGUGGAUGUGAAGCCAGUGAUUACAGAAGAAUCAAAUGAUAAGUCUAAGAUAUGGAAGCUUACUGAAGUCAGCGAGCCUUCUCAAUGCAGGUCACUGAGACUCCCUGAGAAUCUGAGAGUCGCCAAGAUAUCAAGAUUAAUUUUCACGAAUUCGGGAAACGCUAUCUUGGCUUUGGCAUCAAACGCUAUUCAUCUUCUAUGGAAAUGGCAGCGGAAUGAACGCAACGCAACUGGAAAGGCGACAGCUUCUUUACCGCCUCAGCAAUGGCAACCAGCAAGUGGGAUCCUAAUGACUAACGACGUUGCUGAAACCAAUCCCGAGGAAGCUGUACCUUGUUUUGCUUUAUCCAAGAAUGAUUCAUAUGUAAUGUCAGCCUCCGGAGGAAAGAUCUCCUUAUUUAACAUGAUGACGUUUAAGACAAUGGCUACUUUCAUGCCACCACCGCCUGCUGCAACUUUUCUUGCUUUCCAUCCUCAAGACAACAAUAUCAUCGCUAUUGGAAUGGAUGAUAGUACGAUUCAGAUUUAUAACGUCCGUGUUGAUGAGGUGAAGAGUAAGCUUAAAGGUCAUUCAAAGAGAAUAACUGGUCUUGCCUUCUCCAACGUAUUAAAUGUGUUGGUUUCUUCUGGAGCAGAUGCUCAGCUAUGUGUUUGGAACACAGAUGGAUGGGAGAAGCAGAGAAGCAAGGUUCUUCCUCUUCCGCAGGGAAGACCAAGCACUGCACUGUCAGAUACUCGUGUUCAGUUCCAUCAAGAUCAAGCUCACUUCCUCGUUGUGCACGAGACACAGCUCGCCAUUUACGAAACUACCAAGCUCGAAUGCAUGAAACAGUGGGCUGUGCGAGAAUCAUUAGCUCCGAUCACUCAUGCCACUUUCUCAUGCGAUAGCCAAUUGGUCUACGCGAGUUUUAUGGAUGCAACAGUUUGUGUAUUUAGCUCUGCAAAUCUAAGAUUGCGUUGUCGUAUCAACCCUUCUGCGUAUCUACCAGCUAGUCUCAGCAAUUCCAACGUACAUCCACUAGUGAUUGCAGCACAUCCGCAAGAACCAAACAUGUUUGCGGUUGGUCUCUCAGACGGAGGAGUUCACAUAUUCGACCCGCUUGAGUCCGAAGGUAAAUGGGGAGUCGCUCCACCAGCUGAGAACGGGUCAGCUAGCGGCGCAGUGACUGCAUCUUCCGCUGGAGCCCCUGCCUCUGAUCAGCCACAGAGAUAAUCUGAUCUGAUUUGGAGAGUCACCUGCCUCCCUGAUUUCUUCUUUUUUUAAAGACUUUCGUUUUCUUUUUAUAUUUUUGGUAGAAAGGUUUAUGACCCAGCGAUUCUAACAUGUUUAGAUGUAACAUAUUUUCACAGUAAUUCAGCAGUAGUAAAGUUGGAUGAACAAAGUAACUGCUGUUGUUUCUCUCUCUCUCUUUCCGUUUCCGAGUUUUUUUACAUUUUGUUACCUUUA
Messenger RNA from Camelina sativa (false flax), 3897 nucleotides. Its product is annotated as protein TOPLESS. Gene Ontology annotation, biological process: regulation of DNA-templated transcription. Gene Ontology annotation, molecular function: protein binding. The record is from RefSeq and is a predicted model, not a curated record. NCBI's taxonomy places the organism in Eukaryota, Viridiplantae, Streptophyta, Magnoliopsida, Brassicales, Brassicaceae.